AUGUUCUUUGUUACAGUUGCAAUAAUCGCGGAAGUAUACUCCCGAUAUAUCCCAGACUUUCACACAACCCAGCGUCUUCAAGUAGAAAAAGGGCAAUAUGUGGAAAUAGAAUUGGAGCUAUUGAUGGACCCUGACUUACCUGGAGCACCUUGUGCUGAUGAGGAAUAUCUUGAGAUCCGUGAUGGGUAUAAUCAGUCUGGAAAUCUUUUGGGUGUAUUUUGUGGAAGAUACAUUCGUGACGUUACUGUACGAUCCAGUGGACAUAACGUGUGGUUAAGAUUUUCACCUCACCGUAGACACCAGCAAUGGAGCAGUUAUGAGGGAAAAGUACUAAAUGCAACAGGUGAGUAUUUUUAGGUUCAAAUGUUUUGAUUUUCUUAUCGGUAUAAUUUAUUCUGGAUGAUGUGUCUUAUUAUUUUUUUCUAAGUGGGCACGGUAACGAAUCCUGCAAUCUAAUUGGUUCUUAGCGCUGUCCGUAUUUUCCUACCUCUGCCCACGGGCACGGUAACGCUUCCGUCAGUCGCUGAGUACAUCCCCACCUUCGCUGCCAUUAUUCAUAAAUUUAUCUCGUUUUUCCGUCUGAGAGGAAUUUUUACGCAAAGACGUCGGUUACUACCUCAAGCCGAUGAAUAACUCAUUAAUCAUCACUUUUCACUCUCUCAAAUCACUUUGGUUGACAGAAAAAAAUUGGUUUCGAAAUGAAUUUGUAUAUGCAAGAGUGUCAUUAAAUUGGUUGAUAAGCGGCCUAAAAACCGUCUUUAAUUAAUUUUAAUCCUUCACAAAAAGAACCCAGAAAGUUAAAACGUGAGGUAUUUGGUUUCGAUUGAAUUAAUCGAUGGAACUUUUAUUCAUUUAAUAUCUGAAUUCUCUCAAACAAUUUGUUCGUAGUGAAAGGGCGAGCGAAAUUUUCAAUUCUAUAACAAAUACGCUCUUGGUGAGUCUUUCCAAGUCAAUUCAAUUUGGAUAUUUGUACCGUAUAUCGCACAACAGAAACUGAAGUAAUUCAACGAGAAAAAGCCGCAUUCAACCCCCUUGUGUCUAGUUGAAGUGUCUUAUUCGAAUUAAGUUUUUAUGAAGAAAAGACCAGAUUUACACACGCCACAGCAGCAAUUGCAGCAAGCAAACGGGCAAACUCUCACAACUUCAGAAUAAAAAAUUUAAAUUUACUCACAAUUACUCUCCUUGCCAUUUACUUACUGAACAGAGAUAAAUAUUCGUACAGUAAUUAAUCAUCGAUAAGAGUGAAAAAUACUUUCCGUAAGAUCAUUGACAGUUUUUGAAGAAAACAUUGUCGUGACAGUCCUUGCCAAACUAGUUCCGUUGGUGUUUCAAAGGUGCAAAUGCGCUUUUUUUACUUACGCGCUCUCUAAUUGACGGGAGUCAGAUUGUGACAGAUGCUUGUAAAAAUAACGUUUCAAAGUUUGUUGGAAGCCUUUUAAAUGACCUUUAUCAUUACGCAAAUGAAAAUGUUACGUGAAGCUUCUCUCUUUAAUUUGUAUCACCUCUAUUUUAACUACCAUUUACUCGCUCAGAAAUUGUUCAGUUUAUGAAGAUCUUGCUGUAAAUAAAACCCUAUAUCAUUGGGGUUCUUUUGGAAAGAACUUCGUUAAGUUUUCGGAAAAAGAUAAAAAUAUUAUUCACUAGCCUAAGCUGAGUACCGCCCUUGGCCUACUGUCUCAGGCGGUACUCCAGACCUCGGGCACAGUUUAUCCCAAUACGAACCUCCCGGCUGGCGAAUAACAUAUAUUCAUGUUUGUGCUUAGUUCCCACCGACCUAGAAAACGUUGCAAAGACUCAGUUUGUCCUGCUCAACCAUUUGUCAUCUCUGUGGUGCCCGGCGAAAGGUGGACCAGCUCCUCACAUUGUUUGGAGAAAGAAUGACGCUGUUGUGCAAAACAGCACUAGUGUGCGACUUCAAAUUAAUGUCACCGAAGAAGAAAGAAAUACAAAUUACAGUUGCGAAGUGGACGACCAUGGCCAGUUGAAGAGGAAAAACAUCAGUCUUGUUGUCGAGAGUAAGUCUCAAGUUACUUCUUUACUUCAAGGGGAUCUCAGUUGUUGUGUGUGCUUUUGGUAA
Molecule: messenger RNA, 2077 nt
Organism: Pocillopora meandrina
Lineage: Eukaryota; Metazoa; Cnidaria; Anthozoa; Scleractinia; Pocilloporidae
Source: the annotation of a GenBank genome assembly